Molecule: messenger RNA, 5699 nt
Organism: Coregonus clupeaformis (lake whitefish)
Lineage: Eukaryota; Metazoa; Chordata; Actinopteri; Salmoniformes; Salmonidae
Gene: vit
Product: vitrin
Exons: 23
Coding region: 281-2773 (830 amino acids)
Biological process (GO): positive regulation of cell-substrate adhesion; extracellular matrix organization
Source: RefSeq, a predicted model, not a curated record
UUUGGUCCCGUCCCAGUCUCCACGUUUAAUGCGCGCUCCCACACAACUCGGUGAUACAGAGCUAACUGGGAAUCUGGACCGACUGGUCGGAGGACACACGAGCGCCACAUACAUGCACGAAUAUUUGGAUUGUAAUAUCAAUGAACCGGAGGUAGUUUGAGGAAAAUUGAGAAAGAAAAACUUGGAAUCUAACCUGAAUAUUUUUCAGACGUCUUCCAGGGGGAGUGAGUUACGAGGACAUCAGACAGACUAGACCAGCAGGCUUCCACCUCCCACCACCAUGAUGCUCAGAGCACCACUCACUGCUGUCUGGCUCGCCCUUCUACUGAGCUGCAGUAGUGAGGCCAAACCAAAUGGACCCAAGAACAAGAAGCCAAAACAAGUGGUUCCAGCCAUAGAGUGUGACGUCCGGGCGGGGAAGAUCAACCUCCCAGAAUUCAUAGCUAAAUGCCCGACUGACUGUAAACAGACGAAAAGUCAGGUUUAUGGUACAGGAGUCUUCGCUUCAAUCUCCAGCAUAUGUAAUGCUGCCAUACACAGUGGCGUCAUCACUAACUCAGGAGGUAAGGUGAUUGUUAGGAAGAUGGCUGGACAGAACAUCUACAGAGGCUCCAACUCCCACGGGAUCCGGUCUCUGUCUCUGCCCAAGUGGAGAGAGUCCUUUGUUGUCUCAGUUGGUAAGCCAAAAAAAGGCGUGAUCUACCCCUCUACCCUGGACUACAUUCCCUCCAGACCUACCUACAGCAAAACAGGUCAGAAGGAGACCAAAGCUCCUGUGGCCACUACUGUAAUGCCGGCUACAACACCAGAACCCACCAGGACGACCACACCAGAGCCCACUACGGCCAGCACCACCACACCUCCACCCACUACAACCACAACCACAACCCUCCCACCCACCACUACUACCACAGCCAAGCCGCGCGCUGCUGUCCACAAGGUCAGGGACGCAGACAGCAGUCAUCCGUACUUUGCGUCUGUAGCAGCGGCCUCCAGUGCAAGGAAGUCACAUAAUGUCCAAGGAAAGGUUCCAGUCCAAGCAUUCAGAGGCAGUACCUAUGCCAGUAGGUUUCCAUCACGACCCAACACAGGUCUGAGGAGACCAGAGGCUGCAGGAUCUGCUAUACUCAGGAGACAACCAGUCCCCGCCAACCCCUCCGGGACAGCUUUCACCAGAGCGGUUCAUCCGGUCCCAGCAGAGAGGAAGCAACAAAACCCCACUUUGGCUCGAAGGGAUAGGCCGCCCCCUUCCUUCGCACGACCUGAUUGGUACCCUGGAGCGAGACAGCCAACAGACGUAAGUCAAGCAGCUCCGGAUUCAGGCUACACAUGGAGCGAGGCGGAGGCAGCACCUGAGAUGGAAGCCCGCGACCCCAGGACUGAUAUCUCCGAGUAUGAACGCUGGUAUUAUAACUUUGGACAGUACCCACCCCGGUCCGCUGACCCUGAGCGUAAACUGCCACUAGACACAACUCACACUAGAGUGGAACCAGUGGACUCCUGGAAACCAGAAGUGAACCCUUUUGAUUCAGGUUUCAGUGUGAGAGAGCAGGACUCAAUACCCCGGGCCGGUCCCGAGCCUGUUACUCAGGGAGACCCAAACUGUAAAGUUGACAUAGCGUGGCUGAUGGACGGUAGCUGGAGUAUUGGGAAGCGUCGCUUUAAGAUCCAGAAAGACUUCCUGGCUGAGGUGGCACAGGUCAUCAAUGUGGGCGUGGCCGGACCCAUGAUGGGCGUCAUCCAAUACGGAGAUGAUCCGGUAACAGAGUUCAGUCUGAAGGCCUAUACUAACUCCAGAGAGCUGAAACCUGCCGUAGACAAGAUCACACAGAAGGGAGGGAUGUCCAACGUGGGGAAGGCCCUCUCCUACAUCAACAAACAUUACUUCAGCGACGCCAACGGUAACCGGGGCGGAGCGCCCAACGUUGCUGUGGUUCUGGUAGACGGCUGGCCCACUGACAAGGUAGAGGAGGCAUCACGCCAGGCCAGAGAGUCUGGUAUCAACAUCUUCUUUGUGACCAUCGAGGGACCCGAUGACAACGAGAAGCAGAAUGUGGUGGAGCCGAACUUUGUGGAUAAGGCGGUGUGUCGGACCAACGGUUUCUUCUCCCUGCCCGUGUCAAGUUGGUUCGCCCUGCGGAAGGCAGUCCAACCCCUCGUCAAGCGUGUAUGCGACACCGACCGUCUCGUCUGCAGCAAGACCUGCCUUAACGCUAACGACAUCGCCUUCGUCAUCGACGGAUCCAGCUCUGUGGGCACCGGGAACUUCCGGACCGUCCUGCAGUUCGUCGCUAACAUCACGCGGGAGUUUGAGAUAUCGGACACGGACACGCGGGUCGGCGCGGUGCAGUAUACGUACGAACAACGGCUGGAGUUCGCCUUCGGGCAACACAACAACAAAGCUGAUCUGCUCAACGCCAUAAAAAGGAUUAAUUACUGGAGCGGCGGGACCAGUACUGGAGCGGCUAUCACCUACGCAGCUGAGCAGCUGUUCAGCAAGUCCAAACCCAACAAACGCAAGAUCAUGAUCGUUAUCACCGACGGGAGGAGCUACGAUGAUGUCAGAGCUCCGGCACUGGCCGUCCACCGCCAAGGUGUGAUAGCGUACUCCAUCGGCAUCGCCUGGGCAGCGCAGGACGAGCUGGAGUACAUCGCCACCGACCCCGACAAGGAGCACUCCUACUUCGUGGAUGAGUUUGACAGCCUCUACAAGUUCGUCCCCAAGGUGGUCAACAACAUCUGUCAGGAGUUCAACUCACAGCCACGCAACUGAGGGGCACCCUAUUCCCUAUGUAGUGCACUACUUUAGACCAGUGCCCAUAGGGCUCAUAGGCCACUCCAGUUACUUAUAAAUCUGCGCUUACAUAUCAAGGAAACAAGGAAGCGAGGAAGCAUUUCUAAAGUAUUCAAACAGGGCGUUAGGGGGCUGUAGGGAGAGGGGUUAGGUAUUUUAUUAGGAUCCCCAUUAGCUGUUGCUAAUUAGGGUAGGUCUACAUAGUCCUGCACUGUCACUACAUUUAUCACGGAGACAGGACAGGGUCUUUACAGAACGUAUUACCGGUAAGUUACCAAAUGAAAAAUUGUGCAGAACUGUUGUAAAAGUUGGUGCUGAAUUGGCAAUAGUUAAAUUCCCAAGGGAGGUUAUUGGUUUGAAGCGGAAGGCAUACGAACAUGAAUCAAAAUAAUUUGAAGUCAUUGGAUCACAAUGAUUAAACUUUGGCCAUGCGAUCCCAACUGUUGUUCGUGUUAUAUUAACAGUCAGGGACGGGGGGGUAUUUUGUGUUCUCACUCCUAAUCAUGUAAUAUAAUUGAUCGAAACGGAAAAGUACCAGGGGUUGGAGUCAAUUCGAAUCGAAGGCUGUCAAUUCAGAAAGUAAACGAAUUCCAAUUCAAUAAUUGAAAAAAGUGCUUUUAUUUUCAAUGACUUCUCAAUGAACUGAAAAGGAUAAACAAUACAUUUCAAAAGAUUACAUGUUUUCUAAAGUUUAAAUUCAAAAUCACUUCCUGAAUUGACUGACUUAAAUUAGAAUUGAGCCCAACCCUGAUGCUUACAGAAAAAACUAUAGACUACAAAAGCACCCCUAGCACUUAGUCUUCCGGCUUAACACCACCACACAAUCUGGUGCUUACAGAGAAACAUAACCUUAUGGGGACAUGGUGCUUACAGAGAAACACAGCCUUAUGGGGACAUGGUGCUUACAGAGAAACAUAGCCUUAUGGGGACAUGGUGCUUACAGAGAAACAUAGCCUUAUGGGGGGACAUGGUGCUUACAGAGAAACAUAGCCUUAUGGGGACAUGGUGCUUACAGAGAAACAUAGCCUUAUGGGGACAUGGUGCUUACAGAGAAACACAGCCUUAUGGGGACAUGGUGCUUAACACUUCCCCUUAUGGCUUAUUAACACACUGCAGCAACACAAUAUGGUGCUUUACAAUAGGGGAGAUUGGAAAUGAAUAAGACAGAGAGGACCGGCGUCGUCGCACCACAUUUUGGGAAUUCAGCCAUAUUACGGUCUUCUCGUCAGAAUUUGACCAUGUGUGUGUAUAUAUAUACGGUGUUGUCUUUUAUAGAGGAGAGAUUUGAUUUUAGGGACGUUGUGUACGUUUUUCCUCCAAAAACAGUCAAGAGUCUGCUUGGAUGUUUUCGAUGCAUGCUGACUGUGUAUGUGUAAGCCAUAUAAUACUUUUAAUCCCCCCAAAAAACUGAAGGGGCCAUACUUAUGACUUCACAUGUUAGCAGCUAGCAAGGUUUAAAACCUAAAGGUAACAUCUUUAGCAUUUCCAAUUAGAUAACAUGUCUUACUUGGUAACUCUAGCUGGCUCCUAACAGCUGUCUAUUAAUCCCCCCAAAAAAUGAACAGUUCUCUUUAUAUAUGGCAAAUUAACACAUGGUCAAAUUAAAGUGAAGCGCUUCAAGAUGGAGUUGAAGUUUUCUGCCAGCUCUGAUAGUGAACCUAUAAAUAGAUCAAACUUGAAUAUUUUUUAAACCUAAACCGUGUUCCUCACAAAUGAAAACCAAGGGGCAUAUUCAUUAGUGCACACCAUAACAAAACAUUUAAGCAAGGGAAAAUGAGUUUCUUAUUAUUCGACAGAUUCAAGUAGUCCCUCCCCUGUUUUCAGUCCAUUUUCUUCCGUUUGGUGACUAAUGAACACAACCCAGCUCUUCUCCUCCCUCUAUUCUCCCCUCUUGUUCACGUGACUGAUAUUGGUUUGUUCAGAGUAUUUAUAUCAUCUCCUCCCAGUUUUUAUUUUUAAUCCUGUUUGUGUUUGUACAUAUGCAUAUUAAAAAAAGCCGUUUGUUAUUUUCAAAUACAUAUCUGAUCCAAUAUUUUAAUGCUAUUUUUAAUAAAAUCAUACUGAAAAAAAACUUGCGUUGAGAUGUUCUUCAGAGACAAAAGAGGUAUUUGUUAACAGGUAAGAGUAAUCAUAUGCAAAAACUAAAAUCUGUACACAUUUGUGUGCAGUUAUAUUAGAUAAUUAUUAGACGUUUAUUAGACGUUAGUAAUGUAUCAUAGUUUUGACAUGGACUAGACAUCUCUAUACCAUCAUUCCUGUUCUAUACCAAACAACAUUACAUACAACCCACACCACUCAAGAGUGGAGAAAAGGACUGCAACAUUCUGGUAAUUUUCCUAAAAAUUCCCAAGUUUUCCAAGAAAUCCCAGUUGGAAGAUUCCCAGAAUCACGAGGGAAUAAAGAACAUCCAAGAAUCCUCCAACCAGGAUUUCUAGAACACCUGGGAAUUUGGAGAAAGUCACUGGAAUUUUGCAACUCUAGAGAAGACAAUACUGCAGGAAGAAAAAUCCUUUAUCUACAGCGAACGCAUUGUUGUAAAAUCAGACAGAAUCCUCCUCUUCCUCCCCCCGCUCUCUCAAUUCCCAGGUUUAUGUUGUAAAAAAUCUCUCUCUCUCGCUCUCAAAAUCAUGGACAGAAACAAAGAUUUUACAGCAGUUUUAAUGAGAACAGACAUUCAUAUACAAACCAGCGACUGAAUGUCUGAGAAAAUAGCUCAUUUGAACUUGUAAGUUACAUGGAUAUCUUGAUGGAUUUGUGGGACAAUUAUUUAUUUUUUAAAUUUUUGUGUGAAUAUAACACAUUGUACUGUAACUACAGCUUGAGGACAGCGGCGUCUGCAUCCCAGAGCCCUGCGGAUCCUAAUCAAAAGUAGUGCACUAUAUAGGGAAUAGGGUGCCAUUCUCUG